Messenger RNA from Calliphora vicina (urban bluebottle blowfly), 2505 nucleotides. RefSeq names its product substance-P receptor-like. The transcript has 2 exons. Gene Ontology annotation, biological process: G protein-coupled receptor signaling pathway. Gene Ontology annotation, cellular component: plasma membrane; neuron projection. Lineage: Eukaryota; Metazoa; Arthropoda; Insecta; Diptera; Calliphoridae. Gene Ontology annotation, molecular function: peptide binding; somatostatin receptor activity. The record is from RefSeq and is a predicted model, not a curated record. Bases 267 to 2366 code for a protein of 699 amino acids.
GCUUUAUGGAAAAAUCUCUUUUGACUAUUUUCUUAUACUCUGGUGUAACCAAGUUUCCGAAAAUGUUAUUAAACCUCAAGAUUUGAUGCAGUGUGCGCCACAAGUGAGAAAAACCUCAUAAAACAAAGGAACUUUCAACAGCAAAAGUUAAACUUACACGCAUUGUUAAGCUGAAAAUAAUGUAUGCCACUAGAAACUGCAACAAAGACUUGUUAUUGUACAUUACAACGUUGUUAUACAACUUGUAAGAUAGCAACGACUUCUGCAUGCAUAAAUUGCCAAACAAUAUGUGUCAAUCUUGGAGAAGUCUUGUCAUAUAUAGAAGCACCAAGGAAAAGAACAACAACACGACAACGAACAUUGCCACAGCCAAGCAAAUGAACAAGAAUAUUAUGAUGACAACGGCUGCAGCAAAAACAAUGCCAAGAAAACAUGCUAACAGACAACAAUUACCGCAUUUAUGGUGGUGGUGGCUUAUCAUUGGCACAAACUUAUUAAGUUUGUGCAGUUUAGCGCAGGCAAUCAACAGUAAUGAUAGCAGAGGCAGCAACAACAAGGAAUCAACAAUGAAACCAAUAUUAAAAACUGCAGCUACCACUACAACCCUGGCAACUACAAUCAAUACCACAAAUGCAGUUGAUACGGAAAUACAUUUUGUAAAAACAAAAAUAACACAACAACUACACAAUGCUGGUGUAGCUGGUGAAAUAAAGGAAAUUGAAAAACAGCCAGUUGCUGGCAACAAAAGCCUCAAUACACUAAGCAACAAAAACACUACCAAUACUACUACUACUGCUGGUGCUUCCACUACUACCAUGCCCUGGAAUGAGUUGAGCGAAAAGUUAAUCUUAUGGCCCAAUGCAACCAUAGAAUGGUUAAAUCUAACGGAUGUCUUGAACAGCAACGAAUACACACGUACAAAAGCACCGGCCGAUCAAGCCGGCAGCGGAAGUGCAAGUGGUGGAAGUUCAUUUUCUGCAACAACUUUAUCGUUUAACCAUUCAGAUCGAAAUUUAUUCACAUUUCAUGAAGACUGUUUGGCCAACAGCAAUACUCUGGCACACAUCUGCACCAUUGUGCUGUACUCGGUUGUCUGUGUUGUAGGACUUUUUGGCAACACACUUGUCAUUUGGGUGGUAUUGCGAUUUUCCAAAAUGCAAACUGUUACCAAUAUCUACAUAUUAAAUCUGGCCAUAGCCGACGAGUGUUUUCUCAUUGGCAUACCCUUCCUGCUGUACACCAUGCGCAUUUGUAGCUGGAAGUUUGGUGAUUAUAUGUGCAAGGCCUACAUGGUCAGCACUUCGAUUACACAAUUUACCUCUUCAAUAUUUUUGCUAAUUAUGGCGGCCGACAGAUAUUUAGCGGUUUGUCAUCCCAUCGAAUCGCCCAAGUAUCGGACGCUGCGUAUAGCCAAAUUGGUUUCUGUGUUGGCCUGGUUUACUUCGGCCAUUUUAAUGUUGCCGGUAAUAUUGUUUGCCAGCACCGUCAUUCAAGAGGACGGCAUAAAUUAUUCAUGCAACAUCGAUUGGCCAGAGGUGUAUAAGAAACAUUCGGGCACCACCUUUAUACUCUAUACAUUCCUAUUGGGUUUUGCCACUCCUUUGUGUUUCAUCUUGGUCUUCUAUUAUUUGGUCAUACGCAAAUUGCAUUCGGUGCAGCAGAAACACACAUCGAAAGAAAAGAAACGUUCUCACCGCAAAGUCACACGGCUGGUGUUGACUGUCAUCACUGUUUAUAUUUUAUGUUGGCUGCCUCAUUGGAUUUCUCAGGUUUCGCUGAUUAGUGCCUUCGUGGGACAGCGUGAGCUAUCCAGAUUUGAAAUACUACUCUUUCUGCUGUUUGGCUGUCUGGCCUACUCAAACUCAGCCAUGAAUCCCAUAUUGUAUGCAUUUCUCAGUGACAAUUUCCGUAAAUCAUUCACCCGAGCCUUUACCUGCAUGAAGCAUCACGAAAUCGAGGCCCAAUUGAUUAACGAACACAGCGUUUUCACCCACAAACGUACGGGCAGUGGCAGCAAACGUAAAAACUCCAAACAUCUAACAGUGCCUGGUCGUGCUGCUAUGCUUAGUGAAAAUAACUGCUCCUUUUUGGCCCCAACCACGGUGCACAAUAGUGGUGUGGGUGGUGGUUCUUCGUCGGCUACAUCAACCUCUACGGCCACCACUGCUACGGACAAGUCUUCAAAUAUCACAAAAAAACCAAAUGAACAUUUGAAUGGUGAUGUGUUGGCGGUGUGUAGUAGUAGUAGUAGUACAACAAACAAAGAUGAGGAACGCAUACACAUGGUGGUGAGCCAUGACCAGCGGUCACAGGGUUUUAAAACGGAAUUGUGUCAUGUGGAAACACAAAAUCAAACGGAUGUUUAAAUGGCUACGAAAUAUGUGCUGAGUUGUGAAGAGCAUUUUUAUCACAAUUUUAUUUGCUAAUUGUGGUAAUGGAAGUUUUUGGGUAAAAUAUUUUUAAUGUUAAAGUUUUAGAUUAAGGGGGAAUUAAUUUCCAGUUCCU